Molecule: messenger RNA, 1275 nt
Organism: Physella acuta
Lineage: Eukaryota; Metazoa; Mollusca; Gastropoda; Physidae
Product: integral membrane protein 2B
Biological process (GO): negative regulation of amyloid precursor protein biosynthetic process
Cellular component (GO): extracellular exosome; Golgi apparatus; plasma membrane
Molecular function (GO): amyloid-beta binding
Source: RefSeq, a predicted model, not a curated record
GAUUUGCGGAAUACGUCAUCAGUUUCAGCUGUGUACAAUAUAUCCCAGAAAAGAAAAGCAGCAGUCCGAAGUUGAGAUUUCUAGUUAUAAAAAUGACAAUUUAUACACCAUCACAGGGUGAAAAGAAACCCGACAAAGAUGUUUCAGAGCCAGAAGUUGUCACUGAACCUUUGACCAGCUUCAAAGAUGAGGAGGAGGCUGCCUUAGACAACCAGGUCCAGGUGAACUAUUUCCAGAGGAAGAGACGCACAUACUGCAUUCACCUUCUGCUGAUCAUCUUCAUCCUUGUCGUGCUGGCAUGUGGAGCUAUUGGUGCCACAGUCUUCUACAAACAUCUUAACAAAAGGUUGGUGGUAGUUGGAAAAACAUCUACAUUUAAAUUGAAUGAUUACCUCCCUAAACCUAAGACUAACGAAAACAGAGUUUACAGUGGAGUCUGUGGGAACAUUUACAUUGACACCCAGUACAACAGAAGCCUGGAUAGGUUUAUUGGAGAUGCUCUGGAGGACCAGCCCAUGGACUAUGUCGAGGAGAGGAUCCAAGUUUCAGAAGUUGACCUGUAUGAAGAGCUGUACACACCACGCUUUGACGAGGUCCGCGAGAAUCUGGUCUGGCAUGAUUUUGCUAGGAAUUUCUCUGUGAUCAUUGACCGCGAGGUAAGGAUGUGCUAUGUCAUGAAACUCAACAGGAGCAUCAUUGCCCCUCCCAGGGAUUUGAUUGACCUUGUGGACAAACUAAUGUCUGGAUACUACCUGCCCAAAGCCAGGGUAAUCAGAGAAAAUUACCACAUGGUUCAACCUCGUUUGAGUGACCUCUCCACCCUCGGCCCUCGCAUCGCCUCCAAGUGUGGGGAGUAUGCUACUUACUGGCUAGAGAAAUUUGUUGGGGGAGUUGUAAAGCGAAGUGUGAAGGAGAUCAUAGAUGACAAGAAGACCUAUGCAGUCUUGUCAAACCACAUUGACCAUCAAGAGAUUUACAAAAUCAUCGUCCAUGACUACCGAGAGGUUGAGGUAGCUAGUGCUGAGUAAAACAUCAGCACAGCCCCCGCUGGACACAGCAGAUUAGACACGUGUUUUUUUAUUUACUUUAAAUGAGGUCAAAAAGAAACAGAAAAAAAACAAAACAUUCCUAUUUUAAAGAAAUUAGUGCUGUUCUAGCUAAAAAGAAUAUUUUGUUAGCCUGUUUGAUAAUCACUUUGGCUUUUUAUCUACAUAUGGUUAGCUAAUUUUGUAGUAGGGGUUUUAAUUAUAAUUUUAAGAAAGAAAAUAAUUUUAA